Molecule: messenger RNA, 7211 nt
Organism: Siniperca chuatsi (mandarin fish)
Lineage: Eukaryota; Metazoa; Chordata; Actinopteri; Centrarchiformes; Sinipercidae
Gene: specc1la
Product: sperm antigen with calponin homology and coiled-coil domains 1-like a
Exons: 16
Coding region: 262-3609 (1115 amino acids)
Biological process (GO): actin cytoskeleton organization
Cellular component (GO): filamentous actin; microtubule organizing center
Molecular function (GO): protein binding
Source: RefSeq, a predicted model, not a curated record
CCGGAGGCAGUAAACUUGUCCUGUGGAGAGGGUGAUGCUGAGAUGAUGCAACCAGAGGAGGGGGCAGAGGAUCAUCCGGCUGCUGCCAACAGAAAGGGGCUGACAUCCGAAACCGAUGCUGCCUGCCCACUGAAGUUGUGGAUUGGCGAACUGUUAGCGGCCGCAAAUGAACAUUUAUCGGACCUUCAUCAACCUAUCAAACAGGAAAAUUAGGAGGACCUCGGAUUGAGCUGUAAAUGUAUCAGCAUCAGAGUGCUCAGUAUGAAGAAGUCGGUCCGGCCAGCAGUGAGUAAGGUGAGCGGAGAUCGAGGGAAGGCAGAGGCCACAGCUACCACUGGGACCGGAAAACCUGCAGCCAAGACCAGCACCACUGCACCUCUGUCUAAGGUCAAAAGCAAUGAUGAUCUUUUAGCAGCUAUGGCCGGAGGGAAUCCUGCAUCAAGUAAUGCUGUCAACAAGGCCAAGAGGACUGCCUCCAUUGGGACUAAUGCUAGCAACCUAGACAGCAAGCCAAAGACAACAUCAGGUACUUCAUCCAAGCGCUUGACAUCUUCAAUUUCCAAGGAGCCAAAUUCAUCACGAGACCGCCUCCGGACAUCCAGGACCUCAGCCAAUAAGAAGCAGUUGGUAUCAGGGACUGUAGUGGGGGAUGUGGCCUCAGGGAAGCGGUCUCGCGGCCAGGUCUUGGCAGAGUCCGAUGGCCGUAUGAGCAAGUCUAAAUCAGACGGCCAGAUCAGUGAUAAGGUGGCUCUGGAGGCCAAAGUAAAAGACCUGGUGAGUUUGGCUAAAAGCAAAGACAUGGAGAUCCUCCACCUUCGCAGUGAGCUGAGGGACAUGAGGGCCCAGCUUGGCUUGGGAGGGAAGGAAGCACUGCCGCAGGAAGGAGCUUGGGAGGAAGAGAAGCCCCAGGUUUCAGCCAUCACAGCAGCUGACGUGGAGUCCACUCUGAUUCUCUUACAAGAGCAGAACCAGGCCAUCAGAGAGGAGCUCAACCUGCUAAAGAGUGAGAACCGAAUGCUAAAAGACCGGCUCAAUGCUCUGGGCUUCUCUCUGGAGCAGAGGCUGGAUGGCUCUGACAAGCUGUUCACCUACACCUCCCUGAGCCCAGACCUGGCAGCAGGCAGCGGGCAGAGCGAUGGUGGAGGCACAGGUACGCUGACCUCCUCAGUGGAAGGCUCUGCCCCCGGCUCUUUGGAGGAUCUGCUCACAGGACACCAGCAUGGAGGCUCAGCAGACAACCUCGACAGUGAAUCUAGCGAGGUCUACCAAGCCGUCACCUCCAGUGAUGACGCUCUGGACGCCCCGUCUGGAGCUUCCUCGUCAUCUGAGUCGGAGUGCGCACCCAGCAGGGAUCGCUCACAGAGGGGCAGCAGUGGCAAUGCCAGCGAGGUGUCAGUGGCCUGUCUGACAGAGCGCAUCCACCAGAUGGAAGAGAACCAGCACAGCACUGCUGAGGAGCUCCAGGCCACAUUACAGGAGCUGGCUGACCUGCAGCAAAUCACCCAGGAGCUGAAUGGAGAGAACGAGCGGCUAGGUGAAGAGAAGGUGAUCCUCAUGGACUCCCUGUGCCAGCAGAGCGACAAGCUGGAGCUGUACGGUCGACAGAUUGAGUACCUGCGCUCUCUGCUGGAUGAGCAUCAUAUAUCGUAUGUGCUAGAGGAGGACAUCAAGAGUGGCCGCUACAUGGAACUGGAGCAGCGCUACGCAGACCUGGCAGAUAAUGCCCGCUUUGAUAGAGAGCAGCUGCUGGGGGUUCAACAACAUCUGUCCAACACGCUGAAGAUGGCUGAACAGGACAACGCUGAGGCCCAGGAGAUGAUCGGAGCACUGAAGGAGAGGAACCACCAGAUGGAGCGCAUCAUGGAGUCAGAGAGACAGGGUCGAGCUGCCAUGGCGGCCACACUUGACGAGUACAAGGCAGCAGUGAGCAAUGACCAGGCAGAACUGAGCCGCUGCAGAGCCCAGCUGGACCAGGAGAGGCAGAGGGUGGCCGAGCUGUACUCUCUCCACACCGCAGGCGACAAAAAUGACAUCUGCCAGCUGCUGGAAGGAGUACGUCUAGGGAAAGAAGAGGCUGAGGCCAAGGCGGCGAAGUUGCAGGAGGAGCUGGAACAAGCCCACAGUGAACUCACCCGGCUGCAGGAGACUUGCAGUAAGCUGGACAGGGAAUACAGAGACUUCCAGCAGCAGGUGCAACAGCAGAUGGCCGAGCAGGAGCGCACGCUGGAGAAGCAGCGUGUGGAGCUGCAGGGGAAAGAGACUGAGAUCGCAGACAUGAAGGAAACCAUCUUUGAGCUGGAGGAUGAGGUGGAGCAGCACCGAGCUCUUAAACUCCACGACAACCUCAUCAUCACAGACCUCGAGAACUCUGUGAAGAAGCUGCAGGACCAGAAGCAUGACAUGGAGAGAGAGAUUAAGAUUCUUCACCGCAGACUGAGGGAGGAGUCGAUGGAGUGGCGUCAGUUCCAGGCUGAUCUGCAGACAGCCGUUGUCAUUGCUAAUGACAUCAAGUCCGAAGCACAGGAGGAGAUUGGAGAUCUGCGGCGCCGGCUGCAGGAAGCCCUGGAGAAGAAUGAGAAGCUGAAUAAAGAGCUGGACGAGGUCAAGAGCCGCAAGCAGGAGGAGGAGAGAGGCAGAGUGUAUAACUACAUGAAUGCAGUGGAGAGGGACCUGGCUGCUCUCAGACAGGGGAUGGGUCUCAGCAGGCGAUCCUCCACCUCCUCAGAGCCCUCGCCCACCGUCAAAACACUCAUCAAGAGCUUCGACAGUGCCUCACAAGGUCCUCCUACCAAUGGUGCCUCUGUGGCUCCAACAGCCUCGGCUGCCCCGCUACCACGCACCCCCCUCAGCCCCAGUCCCAUGAAGACACCCCCAGCGGCUGCUGUUUCACCCAUACAGAGACACUCCAUAACUGGGUCUAUGUCAGCAGCCAAGCCGCUCUCCUCCCUGAGUGAUAAGAGGCCCAGCUACACAGACAUCACCAUGCCAGCUGAGCACCUCCUCAGGGGAACCUCUGCUAGCCGGCCUCCGUCUGCCCUGCAGAGGGUCUCCAAUAUGGACUCAACUAAGGCAAUCUCAGUGUCCCGUCGGAGCAGCGAGGAGAUAAAGAGGGACAUGUCUGCUUCAGACGGGGCCUCCUCAACCUCCCUGAUGGCUAUGAGUGCUGCCUCCUCCCCGCUCUCCCUGUCCUCCUCCUCCCCCACCGCCUCCAUCACCCCCACCGCACGCAGCCGCCUAAGAGAAGAGAGAAAGGACCCGCUGUCAGCACUGGCCAGAGAGUAUGGAGGCUCCAAGAGAAAUGCUUUGCUAAAGUGGUGCCAGAAGAAGACUGAGGGUUAUCAGAACAUUGAUAUCACAAACUUCAGCAGCAGCUGGAAUGAUGGCCUGGCCUUCUGCGCUGUGCUCCACACCUACCUUCCUGCACAUAUCCCCUACCAGGAGCUCACCAGCCAGGAGAAGAGGAGAAACUUCACCUUAGCCUUCCAGGCUGCAGAGAGUGUGGGCAUCAAAUGCACUUUGGACAUAAAUGAGAUGGUACACACAGAGAGGCCGGACUGGCAAAGUGUCAUGACUUAUGUCACAGCUAUCUACAAGUACUUUGAGACCUGACUUCACCGUCUCACCCACCCUGCUCCUGCAGCGCAACCAGAGCCACACAAGCCCUCCUGAGCUCUUGGCAACCUUUCAGCCCCAUGGUUAACAAUUAUACCUCACUGACCCUCUCUCCCACACCACAGCAACACCCUGUCACGCUGCAUGUCGGUCUACAGUAUUUAGCAACACUAAAGGCAGACCAGAACCUCACUGGACACACACAGCUACUCCAUCCUCCCAGUGCAGCGUCAAAGGCGCUUUGUGUAGAGUUGUAGUCCAAGGGCUUGCCUCUGUAUGUCUGCUGUUACACUAAUAAGCCAUGGGAAGUAGCCUGGUGAACCAAGUAUGAACUGACCAGUGAUGAAAUCCUGUAGAUCACCUUUGCCUUCAGGACCAGCAUGAAAAAGAAUCCAAGUCUCAGUGCCUUCUACCUGGCUUUUCCUGGCAAAUAAUAUUCCUUCAGUUAACCCAGUUUCCAGGGUGUUAAGGGAGAUUUUCUGCAAAUCUGACUUUCAGCGUGCUACUUUGCAAGAGGAGUCAUUUUCAUAAACAGUCACAAUGUUUUUUUUCUUUUGUUGGUUGUGAAUAUUUUGUGGAAAACAUCAGCUUUCUACAGAAUAACAAACCAAAAGUCAGUGAUGUUGGAAUUCCCCCACAACCCUGAAAAUUCCCAUUGAAAGGAAUUCAGACAGAUGCAGCCUUUUUGCACCAAGUCUUCCAGACAUUACAGUACGAUACAGAUGCCUCUCUUUCAAUGGAUAAAGUGCCUGUGUGAGUUUUGAUGCAGGAGACCAGGAUAUGAGCUCUCUCUAUGGGCCAAUCCUCCGCAGAGACGGUGUCUUUUCACAACAUUUUGUGAAGCUGAACAUUCGAGGAGAUGUUGCCAAAUAUGUUUCAGAGCCUUUUGAUUUUGAGCAGCACUAACACACUCUUAUGAUGGGUUUUCACUAAAAGAUUCAUGUAGGUGGACUAAUAGUCAUUUGAUGUGUAUGGAGUUGAAAGCUAAACCAUAUAAUGUGAGUGUUUGCAUUUUGUAGGCCUGCAUUUGCCAUCUUGCACUUAGACUUCUUUCAUUAGGCACAUAGGGAACACUGCAUCAUAACCAAAAUAUGUGAGUGAAUAGCAUUUAGUUUCUUGAUAAAAUGUAUUUUGACUGACAAGCUAAGUUCUGUUUAGAUCAGAGCCUUAAACUGUAUCAUCCUGGGGCUCUAAUUAGAAAUAGUGUCUCACCUAGGGCCUUCAUAUUUGGAAAAUGUGCUCUAGCAUUUGGAAACCAGCAGUGACAGAUUCAUAGGUGAAGACACAUACGUUUAUAGGUCAGCUGCGUCUCAUCAAAAAGGAAUAGUUGAACUUAAAUACACUUAUUUGCUUUCUUGUCGAGUUUGAUACCACUUACAUGCCUAUCAGCUAAAUAUUGUUACCUUCGGACAGAGCCAGGCUAGCUGUUUCCCCCUGUUUCCAGUCGUAAUGCUAAGCUAAGCUAAGUGCUUGCGGGCUCUGGCUUCAUAUUUAGCAUACAGUCAUGAGGGAGAUAUCAAUCUUAUCAUCAAACACUAUGCAAGAAAGCAAACAAGUAUAUUUCCCAAAAUGCUGAUUUUUUUUUUUCUUUUGUUUGUUUUUUUUAAACAUCAGCAAACGUUGCAAAACCAUUUAUUUUGCACAGAAAUUAAUUCAAUUCAUUGUGCCAUUGACUAAUUUUGUGUGUUAAUACUGAUGCUGUAUUAGACAGAUAGUUUCUUAAAUUCCUAGUGUGACUCACCAUUGCUAUAGAGAUACUUUGUAGCACAGAAUGUCAUUUCAUUUGUCUGAUUUCAGUCAGCAUCAUUAAUGUUGUGGAUUUAUAGCAGUAUAUAAACAAUAAGCGGUUUAUAACCCACUAUAAUAUAGUUGUAUGCAGCUAUAAAGACAUUUUUAAGUGUUGUAUUAAUGUGCAGUAUUUGUCAGCAAUGAUAACUUAUCCUAUCAAGACAUUUUAUGUUAUUACAACUGUGUUUUACUAAUAUUGUCAUUCAUUAUCUGUUUAUACAGCAGCCUCCACUUAUGGAUGCCUCCAUAUGAAGAAUUAUAGCCUAGUUGUUGACAAAUACAUUAAAAACGCAUAUCUGCAUACAGCUACAUUAGUGUGUUAUAAACCAUUUAUUAAAUGUUUAUAGACAGCUUAUAAAUGCUAAAUGGGGGGGACUUAAAAUAUAGUGUUAGCAUGUAAUGCUGUCUGACUGCUGUGUGUUUAUCGUGCCUCAACAUACCAAGUUCACUGUAUUUAUUUGCAUGGUUUCCAAUCAUUGUAGUGCGGUCAUUGCUUUAUUUGUCUGAAGUGUAUAUGAAUUUAUUACGCAUACAAAGUAGCUGCACUGAGACAAGCUUUUUAUACUCCACACUAACUUCCUGCCAGUGUAGCUUCGGCGAGUGAAACUGUGACAUUUCAAACUGCAGUUAUCUCUCCUCACCAGGCACGCGUCGCAGCGCGGAAACAGUUUCUAAGACGGGCUCCGUCUUGUUUGCGCCUCUUGAGGAACACGAAUAGUGAGCGAUCGUGGGAAGCUGGUUAGAUCCCCUCAUGUGUCUGGUGAAGGUGAUUACACACUGUAGAUAUGGAUCAGACAAAGCAGCCAGCUGGUAUCAAUAGCAACACGAGGCACAACAUUCUCGAUUUUAGAAGCACAUCAAUCCACCAAUCCACAUCGCCACAAUGCGUACAGCUGCAUUAGACAUUCAUUGAUGUUAAAGUUGACACAAGAGCCUGCAACAAUGAGAGUUUCUUUUUUGUGUGUGUGCAAGAGAGAGUGCGAGUGAGUUAUUUAAAACAUUUGAAAGCAUUGGCUCUCUGUUGAUAGGGCUUUGUGAUGCCAUGAUGCUGAGGAUUAUCAACCAGCAGUUUUAUUGUGUUCUGCUUGAUUCCACCGCUGGCCCACGUGUUUUAUUGCUCCCGGCAGGAUCGUCUCUCCGUCCUGGAAGUGGAAUGUGUUUUGAUCACACUUUAGUGAUCCUGGGACGUUACGAGGUCCAGCGUGUGCUGAUGUGGAGUGACUGAUGAACACUGAGCCCGGCCUGCUGAGGAGAGACCAGCGACUGGCAAAAGCUAGGAAGCACAUUCUGCCUCCACAUGUUGCGUUGUUUGGGACCUGAGAUGAUGUGAAGUGUGUAGCUUUACCACAGCGAGCAAAGCAAAUGUGAACAGUCCAUUAUGUCUUUAUUGGGUCCACUUCAUCAAGCUACAUUUAUUUUUCUUUUUGUUUACUUGAAAAUGCUCUGAUAAUUCCACUGAACCUGCUUUAGUUUGUUUUUGUUUCCAUGUUGGCUUUUAUUUUAUUUUAUUUUUUAUUAUUAUUAUUAUUAUUUUUACAAUCCAUGCUGCAUUUUGUUUUUGGUGUGGAAUUAUUAUUAUUUUUUUCCAAGAGAAAAUCCUGAUCACACUACAUGCAGUGCUGAAAUUGUCCCAUGGCAUAGUUAAAGCUGAAUGAAUGUAUUUGUGUGUGUGUGUGUGUGUGUGUAGGGACUAAGCUACAGUAUUAAGUGCACACUACAAUGAUAAUCAGUUGUUUAAAAAAAGUGCUCUCUGAAUUUGUGUUGCUUUAUUUUUUUUUCUGGCAGUAGUUAUAAAAGACCAUUCAAACAGC